This is a messenger RNA of Botrytis fragariae, 1272 nucleotides long. Its product is annotated as putative heme steroid binding protein. The transcript has a single exon. The coding region runs from base 1 to 1272 and encodes 423 amino acids. The record is from RefSeq and is a predicted model, not a curated record. NCBI's taxonomy places the organism in Eukaryota, Fungi, Ascomycota, Leotiomycetes, Helotiales, Sclerotiniaceae. Gene Ontology annotation, molecular function: heme binding.
AUGGUCCUUCUAGGACUCGGUCUCCUGAUCGCCUCAGUUUCUUUCUUAUAUUACAAACAUGCGCCUGCGGGAUGGUGGACGUUUCUCGAGAGAUUAAAUUUGCGAGCGGGGGGUAGUAUUCAGGAUGGCGAUCGCAAUCGAGAUAGAGAUGCAGAUGGGAAAGGGGAAGAAGGGAAAGAAGGGAAAGAUGGAAAAAAAGAAGAUUCGACACCGAGAAUUAUAGGAGUAGAGGGACAGGAAAAAGAAAAGGAAGACAAAGUAGAGAGAUCCUCAACAUCAUCACCACCAUCAAACACCACAACCAAUGCGCCCACCCAAAAAUCCACAACCGCAAACAAUGCGCCAACCUUCCAAAUCUCCGCCCCUUCUCAAACCCCCUCAAUGCAACCACCCUCUCCUCCGCCGAGCAAAGCAGCUCUCGACCGCGCCGCCAUGCCCCCACCCCCUCCUCUCUUCAAAAAAUCCACUCCAACCCCGAAACCCAAAACCAAAACCCCCUCAUCACCAACUACUCCCCGCGCGCACGCUUCUCAGCCUCCUCAACAAACCCCUAAUAUCCCCAUCUUUUCCCUCAAUGCUACCAAUUCUCCAUCCACAUUUCCAGAUCUAGAAUCCGAACCAGAAUCCGAACCAGAAAUCCCCUCUUUCCCCGCUGCCAACUCCGCACAACGCGCGUCGAAUACCGGAUCUCGAGUUCCUCCACGACUAAAUCCCCUUCCCGCUUUCAAAUCCACAUCCACGUCCACACCUGCAUCUCUCAGCACCCCCACCCGGGGCCCCCUCCCACUCCCCAACCGCUCACCCCUCCCCAACCGCAAUCCCUCCUCACUCGCGGCCCCCUCCCUCGCCCCCCCACCAACCCACACCUCCAUCCCCUCCAAACCGCGCAAAAAGGUUCUCCUCACCCCCAACCACUCCCCCCUCGACUGGGCCCGUCUCACCUCCUCCCCCAAUUCCAAUCUGCGCAAUCUCCCCCCUUCCACUCCUCUCCUGCGCGUUCCUCCCUCCCUCCUCAAACAAUUCACAGGCAGAAAAGGAAAAGAUGCGUGGACGGUGCUCGGAGGGAAGGUGUAUAAUAUUACGCCCUAUCUCCCUUAUCACCCAGGAGGCGAACCAGAAUUACUGAAGUGUGCGGGAAGAGAUGGGACGAGAUUGUUUGGGGAGGUGCAUCCGUGGGUGAAUUGGGAGGGGAUGUUGGAGGCGUGUUUGGUGGGGAUUAGUGUUGGGGAGGAGGAGUUUGAGGGGGUGGGCGGGUUGGAGGAUAUGGAUUAG